AUGGUGCACGCUCGCAGCCGGUUUGAGUUUCGUGUGAGCAGCCUGAGACAGAAGCUCCUGGAGUCCCGCAUCCAGAUUUCUGACCUGGAGGAGCAGCUGAAAGUCCUGGAGGCCCAACAAGCGAAGGCUGAGCUGGGCCUGGACACAGAGAUGCAGGAGCUGAGGAAACUUCACGCCUUGGAACUCAACAAGCUGGACGUGCAGCACGACAACAUCCUUCAGGUCAGGCUGGAAGAAGAGAAGGGGAAUCUACAGGAGGAGCGGGAGAAGGUGGAGAGGAAACUGUUAGAGGAGUGGGAGAGGGAGAAGAUGGAGUUACAGCAGAGCCACGAGGAGGCAAUGAAGGCUAGAAUAGAGGAGGUGAGUUUGAAGUUCCAGGCAGAGCGAGAGGAGUUAGAGAUGCGACUCACAGAGGAGUGGGAGAGGGAGAAGGCUCAGCUGGAUGAGCAGAGUAAUGAGUCGCUCCAGACCGUGUUAGAGGAGGAGAUGUUACGUCUAGUUAAGGAGCAGGACAGUAGGGAGAUACGGCUCACUGAGCAGUGGGAGCUGGAACAAGUUCAGCUCAAGGAGUGUCUGGAGGAGACUCUCCUCACCCGUUUGGCUGAGGAGAAGCUGAAGCAGCAGGAUCAGCAGGAGGAGGUGGAGAGGAGGCUCAGGGAGGACUGGGACAGGGAGAGACUCCAGCUGGAGGAGGACUAUGAGGGGAUGCUCCAGGCGCAGCUGCAGGAGGACAGGGAGAGGCUUGCGGGAGAGAAGGAGGAGGUGGAGAAGAGGCUGGAGCAGAUGAUGGAGGAGGAGAAGGAGCGCCUGGAGGAGGCCCACAGACAGGCCAUGCAGGAACUGAGUGCCAAACACAGCGAGGAGAGGGAACAGCUCAGCGGUCUGCUGGACAAACUGCGAGAGGAUAUCGCUGAGGAAAGGAAAGAACUAGAGAGCCACUUUUCCCAGAAAAUCAGGGAGGUGGAGGCCCGGUUCUCAGGCGACCAAGACGCUGUCGCACAGCGCUUCCAAACCGACGUUUCCAACCUGGAGAAGCACUAUCAGAGCGAGCUGAAGGCACUCACUGACAACCACGCUGAGCAGAAAACCAAAUGGGAUGCGGAAAUGGAGGAAGCCCUUCAGAAAGCUGAAGAGCAGAGGAGAGUUCUGCAGGAAACCAGAGAACAAGAGCGAGAGACCAUCACCCAGGACCUGGUGAAAGAGAGGGAGCUGCUAGAGAGUGUCCAUAAGGAAGAGAUGGGCGCAUUGGUUGCGAAGAACCAUGAACUCCAAAAGGAGCUGGAGAGUUUCAUCAGUUUAGCCCAGACCAAAGAGAUUGAACUGAGUAGGCAGCUGAAUGAUCUUCACAAUAGGCUGCAGGAGAACCUGGACACUAAAGACGAGCUUCUGGCCAAGUCUGAGAAGAAAGCCCAGGAGAUCGAGCUUCUGCUGAACCAGGCCGUGGAGGACUUCAAGCAGGAGAGGGCAGAACUUCAGGGAAACCUUUCUGAAUUAGAGGUGAGGCACUCCUUGGCUGAGAAGCAGCUUGAGGAGAUGAGUGAGCUGCUCUCAGAACAUGAUAACCAGAAUUUGAAGAUCAAAGAACUGGAGAAGCUCCUGAGACAGGCAGCUGUGGACUUUCAGUUUGAGAGGCUGGAGCUGCAAGAGAACAUCUCGGACCUGGAACUGAAGCUGAAGGAGAGCCGUCCUUCCUCUGAUCUGCAGGACAAUGAGAAAGGAGAGCUUCUGGUCGAGAGAGACCAGCUUAGUAUUAGAAUUCAGGAAAUCGAGAAUGAGCUCAACCAACUUCUAGACUCUGCAGACAUAACAGGGGGCAAAGAAAUGGGAGAAUCAUAUGAAGUAAAUGUAGCACCACCAGAAGAGGAACAUAUAGAGGCUGCAGCUCUUGAAGAACAAGUAGCUUCAGAAAACAUUACCGUUAGUGAUGAGACAUGUGACAAUGUUGUUCCAGAGGACUGUGAAGGCCUUGACAUAGAAUAUGUAUUCCCUGUGGAGCAGGGACCAAAUGACAAAGUUGAGAUUAUUACUGUAUCACCUCAUGAGAUGGAGAUUUCUGAGAACAUCAUUGCAGAUGUUUGUGAUCAAGAAAUAACUGUUACCUCAGACAACCUGAAUGUCUUAGUAGAGGCAUCUGAAACCUGUGGUGAACAAGGACAAGAUGAUGAGGUGGAGACGAUACCUGAAACUCCAAAUAGGUUAGAGGAAUGUUCUGAAGAUACCAUAACUCUUCAUUUUGAUGGGACAUGUGAUGAUGAAACUACUGUGGACGAUGGCCAAGACCCAGUGGUCGAAUCUGUUGCCGUUGAGGAGCAAGCACAAGAUGACAACGCUAGUGAGGGAAGGAUGAAUGCUGAAACCUCUGAAGACAUUGAGGUAUGUCCUGAAAACAUUAUCAGUGUUGAGGCAUGCAAUGGUGAAGUCGCUGCUAUUCCAGAAGAAUGCCAAGACCUUGUUGGGGAAUCCCAAUCGUCUGAAUGCCAAUGUCAGGCUGAGGACAACAUGGACGAAGACACUAACGAUGACAUUGUAGCAAUGUCCAUUCCAGAGGAGAAACCUCAAAGUGAUGACAUUGAUGGAGAUGUAUGUCCCUCUGAGAUUAAGUGUGAAGACUCCUCCCCUGAUAAGAUUGGACAGAAUGAUGCUAGUGUUCAAGAAACUGUUUUCGAUGAUAAGCCUGAAGAGGAGGAACCUCAAGAUGAUCUGAUUAAUGAAGAAGUGAAGAGUUAUGUGUCUCUGGUUGUCUCUUCAGCCCUAGAGGAGAUAGGUCAUGACACUGACGAUACCAAAGUGGCUUGUCUUUUCGAGGAAACUCAAGAUCUAGAGAAAAAGUCUGUGGAACUGAUUCCUCAGCUGCAGCAGAGGUGCGAAGAAGCAGUGAAUGAGCGAGAUGACUAUAUCCGUGAGAUCCUGGAGCUCCAUGAGCAAGUCAGUCAGUUGGAGAGCGAGGCCAGUCUUCUGGCUCAGCUACAGAGCCAGUAUGACACUGCCACUGAGGAGAACCUGGCGCUACAGCAGAAGAUCUCCGAGCUUCAGCAGAAGUCGGACGCACUAGAGAGUCUUUCAGCAGAAAACGAUCAGCAAGCUUUAGAGAAAAACGGCACCCUCAAAGCUCAGGCCAACGAGAUCAAGGUGACGUCUUCAGAUAUGACCUCGCUUCAGAUCCGAUACGAGGAGUGCAUCUGUGAAAACGCCAAGCUGGAGGAACAAAACUGUCGGCUGGAGAAGAGAGUUGUGGGCCUCGAGAGCAAGAUGCACAUCAUCCAAGACUUCCAAGAUCAGCAAGUAGCAUUGGUGGACGAGAUCACCAGGAUGAGAGAGGAGAAUUGUAAGCUGACUGAGCUAGUCAGCGAGUUAGAGAGGCAGGAUGAGAUUCUCAUGGCUCUGCAGCUGGAGGCCGAGUCCGAGGAAGACGUCACCACAGAACAAGAACAAGAGUCCUUCCUGGACCUGAACUUCCAACUGGAGGCUAAGAUACAAGUGGUGUCGGAGCUGGAGGACUGCUGCACGGAGUUCGAGAAGCAGAACGCCAAGCUCCGCAGAGCCCUAACAGACCUGCAAGACAAGUCGCUGAAGAUGCAUGAAAAGAUGCAGACCCAUAGGAAUGAGGCGGGUCGUUUAGCAGAGGAGAACCUCUUACUCAGACACAAGAUCUCCGUGCUGAAGGAAGAGGACCUGAGAGAGACCCGGGAGGAGACGCUCUUGAAACUGGAGCGUUUCAGGAAGGAGAAGAUAUCGGCACAAAAGAAAGCAGAGAGUUUCAAGAGACAGAUCUCUGAGCUGCGUCUCCGUAGUCAGCAGCUGGAGGAUGAGAACGGGAUGUUGUCGGAGAAGAACGCCCAGAAUGCAGCAGGAGUGGAGGGGUUGAGCCAACAGCUGGGGGAACUGCUCAGACAGAGUGAGAGACAGGAGGCUGUCAGAGACCAGCAGCACAAUGAACCAGAGGACAACAGGACCAAGAUGGCAGUGUGUGCGUCUGCCCUGGAGGCGGAGCUAACCAACGCUGUGGACGGGACUGUACUACUAGAGGAGGGCAAGGCCCAGCUGGUGAUCACCACCCUCCGCGAUAAAGUGGCUACGAUGGGGGCUGUGGAGUGCCAGCUCUCCCUCCUCCUGCAGGAACACAAGGCUUUGGAGAAACUAACCCAGGGAUUUCGCAAUCAGCUCGCCAAGUCUCAGGAGAGGUCUCAUGUGUUGGAUGAAAGUCUCCAGUCUGUUAACCUCCAAAACGCCCGUCUCAAGUCGGACCUCCGCGUGUCACAGCAGGAGAAGGACGCCCUCAAACAGGAAGUGAUGUCACUGCACAAACAGCUGCAGAAUGCCAACGAUAAGAACCAGGUUCUGGAGAUGGCCCUGCAUUCCAGCGGAUACCAGAGCCAGCACAAGAAGUUGUACCGGGACGAGCUGGCCAGGUUGGUGGAACAGGAGCAGCAGCUGCUGAGGCAGGAGAACGAGAGGCUGACCAUGGAACUCCACAACACCAAGGACGACCUUCACCACAGCAGGGACAAGACGCGUCAGCUGGAGGCAGCCAUCUUCACCGUGAAGCAGCAGAAACAGCAGGGCCAGUCCAGCAUGGUGGAGACUGUGGAACAGCAGAAGACUGCUCUGAAGAGAGAGCUGAACGUGAUGCAUCAGGAGCUACUCUCUGCUCAGAACAAGGUGUGUGAGGUCCAGAGAGAGCUGGAGAGUCUUCGUCAGGAGAACGAAGGUCUGAAGACCCAACAGGCCCAGCUACAGGCACGGCUUCUGGAGGCCCUCCAAGUCCAGCUGGUUGGUAUGCUGCCCACAUCCCCUCGCAGGAUGCCUGGUGAGCGGAGAGAGCAACACCGCAGGGACGACCUCAACCCAGAGAACAUACAGAACGAGAGGGCGACGACGAUGAUGAUGAUGAUGAUGAAGAUGGAGGAACGUAUGAGGGAGAUAGAAAUGUCUCUGCAUAAUGUCAAGCUGCUGCUCAAGGAGAAGGUCUGCCAACUCAAAGAUCAGCUCCACAAGAACGGCAAAGCUGAUUCGUUGAUCAAGGACCUGUACGUGGAGAACGCCCAGCUGCUGAAGGCCUUGGACAUGACCGAGCGGAGACAGGAAAUAUCAGAGAAGAAGAACUACCUACUGGAAGAGAAGAUCUCCAGCCUCAACAAGAUAGUCAGAGACCUGAGUCCCUCACCCCUAGCCCCCAUGCCCUAUCAUUUCACCUGUUCCUAAUACUACGCUUUGACCCCUGACCCCAGUAGCUGGACGGAACAUGGAUCUAAUACUACACUUUGACCCCUGACCCCAGUAGCUGGACGGAACAUGGAUCUAAUAAUACACUUUGACCCCUGACGCCAGUAGCUGGAAGGAACAUGGAUCUAAUACUACACUUUGACCCCUCACCCCAGUAGCUGGACGGAACAUGGAUCUAAUACUACACUUUGACCCCUCACCCUAGUAGCUGGACGGAACAUGGAUCUAAUACUUCACUUU
Messenger RNA from Oncorhynchus masou masou (cherry salmon), 5463 nucleotides. Its product is annotated as ninein-like. The coding region runs from base 1 to 5202 and encodes 1733 amino acids. Gene Ontology annotation, cellular component: mitotic spindle pole; ciliary transition fiber; centriole. The transcript has 15 exons. Gene Ontology annotation, biological process: centrosome localization; centrosome-templated microtubule nucleation; microtubule anchoring at centrosome. The record is from RefSeq and is a predicted model, not a curated record. Lineage: Eukaryota; Metazoa; Chordata; Actinopteri; Salmoniformes; Salmonidae.